AUGGUAUCCAACAGCACGGAGAAUACAGACUACGAAACGGACACCUUCGAAGACGCACAAGACACUGCACAGGGCGUUGAAUCUCCGAUUACCCACGGCGCCACCCGUUCUCUGACCGACCAUCGUCCUUCCCAUGGAUCUCUGACUACUCCACGAGCCACAACACACCCUCCUGUGCCUACACCCGAGACGAACCGCAAUAGCCAGGAUGAUGCUCUCUCUCAACUCUCCCAUUCGGGUGAGGAUACGCCAAAGAAACAAAAACCCUCCAAAUCGCCCUUAUUAACUGCUCACCGUCUCUCCACAUCAUCUCUGGAUGAAGUCAAUUUGACCAGCACAAAGGACGAAGAGGAGGGCAAAUCACAACAAACGCCCCUAGAUUCGACAAGCAGUCCUCCCCCUCUGCCCUCGGGCUCGAGGGACCCCUUUAAGCAAACUAGCCUCCUCCAAGGCUUCUCCGCCUCACUCCCCUCGGUACCCUGGAGUCCUCCGCCCACCAACAAAUAUCAACCCCCCGCAGCCCAAUUAGCAAGUCCACCCCUUCCCUCACGAAAACUCACCAGCCCAUUUUCAUGGCUUUCACGGGGUAGUACUGGCACCAAGGAUGUGAAAACUUCGUCUGGGACUGGUGGGAGCCGGAGAAACACUGCGACAUCGUUGUCGACCGUAGGCAGCAAUCCGGAGUUAUUAGGCCGGUUACAAGAGGGGAGUGAUGGGGAUUCUGCCAGCAUGGACUCGAAGAAACAAACGCGCAACAGUUUGAGGGAUCAAUUUAAGCUCUUAAGAAUGCGGGACGAGGGCGUUGUCGAUGAAUCAGGUAGUGUUACGUCAGUCCACAUUGAUGUCCGGACCGGUACUGCUGGAAGUCCUGCAAGCGCAUCGGGAAAAGAUGAAGGUGGACCUUCCAUGCCUCCUGUUUCAUCCCCUGUGACAACCUCCCCCGGUCUUCCUCCAACGGUUAAUCCAAAUCUGGCUCCCGGCACUGUAUCUGGCAUAUCAUCAUCUGCGACUGAUGCGGCAACUCCUGUCGAUUGGGAGUUGUGGCAACAGAUAGUUAACCAUGGGCCUGAGGCUCUUAAAGGAUCAAAUGCCGCAGAGUUGAAUGCAGCUAUCAAGAGAGGCAUUCCGCAAACCAUCCGUGGAGUUAUUUGGCAAGUACUUGCAGACAGUAGGAAUCCUGAGUUGGAGGAUGUGUAUAGAGAGCUUUUAGCACGGGGUAUGGAAAAGGAUAGAGAUCACUUCUGGAGUAACAGCUCCGCCAUAACAGUUAACACCCAGAGCAAUGGAGUUCCCAAGGAUAAAGAGAAGGAAUCGCUGGCUUCUUCCCGAUCCUCCCUCGCCUCUGACAACUCGAGCCCCACGGCUUACUCGACCCAAAGUGUCGUCUCCCCUCCAUCGAUACCAGAGAAGGAUCCGGAAUCGGUAACAAAAGAACAAGCAACCCAGGAAGUUGCUCGAAAAAGGAAGGCAAAGGAGGAUGCAGCCGCGCUUCAGAAGCUAGAAAAAGCUAUCAGGCGGGACCUUGGUUCGAGGACCAGUUACUCAAAAUACUUCUUAUCUCAGCGCAACCAGGAUGGAUUAUUUGGACUCUGCAAAGCUUAUGCUUUGUAUGACGAAGGGGUGGGUUAUGCCCAGGGAAUGAACUUCAUUGUUAUGCCUCUGUUGUUUAAUAUGGAUGAUGGGGAAGCAUUUACUCUUUUGGUUAAGUUAAUGAACAAAUACUGCCUACGAGACAUGUUCAUCCAGGACAUGCCAGGACUUCACCUCCGUCUGUAUCAGUUCGAGCGCCUGUUGGAAGACCUUGAACCUGCCUUGGCUUGUCAUCUACGUCGACGCGGGGUUACUCCCCAACUCUAUGCAACCCAGUGGUUCCUUACGUUGUUCGCAUACCGAUUCCCGCUGCAACUUGUCCUCCGCAUCUAUGACUUGAUAUUUGAGGAAGGGCUAGAACCCACAAUUCUCAGAUUCGCUGUCGCCAUUAUGAAGCGCAAUGCCGACACCUUGCUCGGGAUGACCGACAUGACUUCGCUAACCAAUUUCCUCAAAGAAAAGUUAUUCGACGUCUAUAUCGAUCAGCAGCCCACUGCAAACUCGAUCCUUGAAUCCGGAUUCUUCGGCAGCUCCGGCUCCUCAGACAAGGAAAUAUACCGCGCCGAUUUCAUGGUCCAAGAUGCAUGCGCGAUUAAACUUUCGAAUGAAACUAUUAAAACGUACACUGCAGAAUGGGAAGAGAAGGUGCGCGUGGAAAAGGAACAGGCCACUGAACUUGAGGGGUUAAGGCACACUGUCGCGACUCAGGCAGCUCGCAUCCGUUCGCUUGAGGAACGUGCGGAAAAGUCGGACACGGAACACGUGCAGAUUGCUUCCGAACUCGUUCGUCUGAAGGUGGAGAAUGAAGAGCUUCGGGAUGUCAAUGAGAGCUACAGGGUGGAAGUGCAGGAGCUCAAGGCAGUUAUUGACCGGCAACCUGCUGAGCUGGAAGAAAAGCUACGGACAGAGAUGGAUAGGAUCAUGAAACGGAAUAUCGAGGUGCAAAAUGAGAAUAGGGCGAUGGAAGAGCAGAUGGCUGAGAUGGAGAAGGACCUGGUUGAGACGAAGAUGAAGUGGGCGGAGUUGUCCGAAAAUCACGAGAAUCUCAAGCAGAAAUGGAGUGAUUUGCGAAAAGCCCUUGAUUAG
Paracoccidioides brasiliensis Pb18 is the source of this 2676-nucleotide messenger RNA. RefSeq lists its product as uncharacterized. The coding region runs from base 1 to 2676 and encodes 891 amino acids. The transcript has 4 exons. The record is from RefSeq and is a predicted model, not a curated record.